AUGGGCGAGCUCUUGGUGAUAGUCUCUGAAAAGAACGAUAUUGUUUACCAGAGGAUGUUCAACAAGGUAAGUGAUGAGGAGUACUGCAGAUUCAUGAUUAUUGUGUAUGGAUCAAUCGAUGUAUUGAUGGAGAAGAUGUUGUCGUCCACAACGAACUAUUUUGCCUCAUUGGAUACGUAUGGUGAUGCAAAGGUCAGUGCAUAUGUGAUGCCAUCCGGAUAUAAGUUGCUGUUUAUGCAUUCAAGGAGCGAUGUAAAGCAAUUUCUAGAUAAUGCGCAUAAAGUGUUUGCAGGAAUUCUUCUUAAAUCUGCACAUUCGGAUGUAAUUGCAGAUAAUCCUGAUCUCAACAGAAGUGUGGAUGAACUAUAUAGUUCGUAUUUUGUGUAA
Messenger RNA from Ordospora colligata OC4, 387 nucleotides. RefSeq names its product putative sedlin. Gene Ontology annotation, biological process: endoplasmic reticulum to Golgi vesicle-mediated transport. Lineage: Eukaryota; Fungi; Microsporidia; Ordosporidae. The coding region runs from base 1 to 387 and encodes 128 amino acids. The transcript has a single exon. The record is from RefSeq and is a predicted model, not a curated record.